UCCGGUUACGUAUCCGGACACACUUAAACAUCUCCACAAAACCCCUAUACCACCGUCUCAACUUUCCAGAACACACAACUUUUCUCAGCGCGAAAAAUAUCGGUCAGUAAUUACAUCAUCCCAAAAACCUCCGUCUUGAUUCGAUUUGCUUCCAAUCUCUUCAAUGGAACCAGAUCUUCCGUCGCGAUCCAAUCGCAAGCGCCCCAUCCCCGAGCUCUCCGACUCCGAUUCCGAUUCCGACAGACCCACGGCAGAAAGGAAGGUUAAGUUUCCCAAGGGGAAGAAGGCGAAACGGGAAGACGAACCCGUGAGGAUACGCAGAGCCGACGAGGAUGACGACGAGAUCGGGGAUGAGUUUCCGGAUCCCCGUUUCGCCGCCAAAGAGCGCGAGAAGCGGCGGCGCUUCGGGGACGACGGGAUCGGCGACGACGUCUCCGCCGCUGAAGUCGCGUACGGCGAGGAAUUGGAUUACGACAACUUCGUGGAUGACGGGAUUCAGAUGGACCCUUUCAACUUGGAGAAGGAGAGGAAGGAGGGUUAUUUCGAUGCCGAGGGGAAUUUCGUGGAGUAUGCCGAGGGGAACCGAGUGAAGGAUGCUUGGCUUGAUAGUGUUGAAGCUGGGGUUACGAAAUUACAUGUUCCGAUACCGAAAGCCGAAGAUGAUGCGGCGGAUUUGCCACCGGAAGAUGAAGAUAUUGGGAAGAUUAAGAGGCGCAUUGCCGACGUGCUCGAGGAAGGCGAAACAGUGUUGCAGGCUCUGAGGAGGUUGAAGGGGAACAAGAAGGUGAAGAUGUCGCCGGAGACGAAGAGGGUUUUCGAGCAGCUGACUGAGGAUGCUGUGACGCUGAUGGACAAGCACGGGGAGUACGAUGUGAAUCACGAGAAGAAGGAGAUUUUCGAAAGGGAGGCUCAAGGGUACGAGACUUUAGCUAGGGCAAGACUGGAAGGCAUCCCGGCCGCGCCAGUUGGGAAUAAUAACAAUGGUGGUGAAUCUGCUGGAGAUGGAUAUGAUAUGUUUGGUGAAGAUGAUGAUGAAGAAGAUGCUAAUGCUGCUGCUAGACCCUCGGAUUCUAACGGAGCAGGAGCCGGUUCCUCUGAAGGGCAGAAUGAUUAUGUGUUUGAUGAGAAUUCGGGGUACUAUUACAGCAGCAGUUUGGGUUACUAUUACGAUCCAUCCACAGGACUCUUUUGCUCUGCUGCAUCUGGGGUUUGGUACUCAUACAAUGAGGAGACUGGCGCGUAUGAUGAAGUUCCUCACCACGAUCAGGCUGCUUCUGCUGCGGCCGCCACCACCACCGGUGUGAAUUGAAGAGGAUGAAAGAGAUUUGCCGCUUCGGAACGUUGUAUUAUCUGCACUUGUUGAUAGGUUAGAAUUUAGAUUUCAAAUCGCUGUUGACUUCUUUUGUAUUUUUCUUGCAAAACAAAGAAGAUUUUAGACAUGAUUAGCAUGAUUUCACAAUUAGUACUUAAACAUGAUCGUUUUGUAUAGAUCAAAUGCCUGUUGCUGGUUAAUGUGAUGCUACAUUUCAUAA
This is a messenger RNA of Pyrus x bretschneideri (Chinese white pear), 1532 nucleotides long. RefSeq names its product CD2 antigen cytoplasmic tail-binding protein 2-like. Gene Ontology annotation, cellular component: U5 snRNP. The transcript has a single exon. The record is from RefSeq and is a predicted model, not a curated record. Bases 164 to 1309 code for a protein of 381 amino acids. Lineage: Eukaryota; Viridiplantae; Streptophyta; Magnoliopsida; Rosales; Rosaceae.